UCACUGCAUUUUCAGCUUCUCUCUCAGUGGCGAAAACCUCUGCAAUUUUCGAGCUCUCUUUUUCUCUCUCUCGUCGACUCUACACUGCUUCACGGGUUGCUCGCUCGCUCUUUUCUUUUCUCUCAGGUUCUGAUUUUGUGGUCAUUUUGUUUAUCGGCUGAAGAAAAGAAAAGCCAGCUUAUAGAAAUACUGACUAAGAUGGCUGGCGGAGUAAUGAUCUCGCAGUUACUAAGGAGGAAGCUUAAGACCCAAUCAACAUCCUUUGGAGCAUUCCCUUUUCUGGGAGGUGGUGCGUCAGAACAUUUGAGCUUGGCAACAGUAGCAUCCUGUUGUGAGGCUGAUCGUGGGUUACAGUGUCCAAGUUACCUCUGGUCUCGCAAUGGUAAUCUCAGUUCACAUGUUCAUGCAUCGUUCACAUCCAAUUUUCUACGGCAAUCAGUCUAUAAUUUUAGUCGAGCUUGCAAAAGAGGUUCUGACUUAGAUGUAUGGGGCUUGAAACUGGGACGUGGAUUCCAUUCACAGUCAUUUCAUAAGUCUCAUUGGUUUUCACCUCUUUCUACUCGUUAUACUGGGAGGUGUUCUUCCUCACACAAUAUUCAACGCAGCUACUCUAAAGUUGCUAGAGAACGGAAGUCCCAAAAUAUGCUUUUAUACCUUGUAGCAUUGGUUUUUGUCAUGGUGGGAUGUAGUUAUGCUGCUGUUCCUCUUUAUAGGAGGUUCUGCCAAGCUACUGGUUAUGGGGGCACUGUUCAGCGCCGUGAGAGCGUCGAAGAAAAGAUUGCUCGCCAUGCUAAAGAUGGAACAGUAACUACAAGGGAUAUUGUAGUGCAGUUUAAUGCUGACGUAGCUGAUGGAAUGCCGUGGAAGUUUAUCCCAACACAGAGAGAGGUAAGGGUAAAACCUGGGGAAAGUGCACUUGCAUUCUACACUGCUGAAAAUCGAAGUUCAACUCCAAUUACGGGUGUGUCUACGUACAAUGUCACACCUAUGAAGGCUGCAAUCUACUUCAAUAAAAUACAAUGCUUUUGCUUCGAGGAGCAGCGCCUCCUUCCCGGCGAGCAAAUUGACAUGCCUGUGUUCUUUUACAUUGAUCCUGAGUUUGAAACUGAUCCUAAAAUGGACGGCAUCAACAAUAUAAUUCUAUCCUACACUUUCUUCAAGGUAUCAGAAGAAUAGGUGAUUUAACUGUCAUUGGUUAAUUUUUAGAUACAGAUGACAGGGCCAAGGGGAUUCAAUUUUUUUGCCAUUGAUAGAGAAUAGUAGGAAAAAAAUCACUGUCAAAAGGCUACUUGUUUUAUUUCUGUCAACUUUUCUGUAAUUAUUUGAGAUUGAGAUUCUAAAUAAAUUGUGUAUGAAUAUGGCGUCUGGUUCUCAUGAUUUGAUUCA
Momordica charantia (bitter melon) is the source of this 1386-nucleotide messenger RNA. Its product is annotated as cytochrome c oxidase assembly protein CtaG / Cox11 family. Gene Ontology annotation, molecular function: copper ion binding. Gene Ontology annotation, cellular component: mitochondrial inner membrane. The record is from RefSeq and is a predicted model, not a curated record. Lineage: Eukaryota; Viridiplantae; Streptophyta; Magnoliopsida; Cucurbitales; Cucurbitaceae.